GUGUGUUCUGUGUCCCGCGUUCCUCUUGUGAUCGUGUGUAAUUGCGCAUCCGUUAGGGCGUGCUUGUAGGAGUGUGUGCCUUUUGUCUUGAGUCGGCGACUGAUGUGUCGUGUUAUGUUCCGUACCGGGUUGAACCUCUGGUUGACGUGCUUUGUUUGGGGCAGUGACACAUAAUUGCAAUGGCCUCUUGUGAUCUAUUCUUUGUUUCCGCGGGUCUUUUGCUGCGGUGUUGUGUAAUGCAACUCAUUUUCUCGUAUCACGUACAACGCCCCUUCGUCGUUGGUUGUACGCAAUGCUUCCGUCGUGGUCGACGCCGUUGUACUGUCGCUUGUCCACAACGAAGAAGAAGGAAGCCACCAACCCCAAGCGGAAGAAAAAGUCCAAGUCCAGGAAGUCGCCACCCCCAGAGCUGGAGGAGGAGAGCGGUGACGAGGAGGUGGUGUGGACGGAAAGGGGGAUGGAGGACUACGAAACGUCCGACCACUUCACGAGGCGCAACAAGAUGUCAAAAGACAUCGGGCGUGGAGUUUCGUUGUCGGCAGAGGCUCGCGCCGCGCUGCCAUCGUUGGACAACUUCAUGUCGCACCAGAACCCUACCAGCGGGGAGUUUUCGCUUGACCUCAUCUUGGAGAAGUGCUUGGACCUCACCUUCCCGCAAAAGGCGCGAAAGUUGUUUUUGGAUAAGACGAACGCCUACGUCAAGCACUGCACGACGGCGCCGCCGCCCGGGGAGGAGGACAAGCGGAAGCCACACCAGAUGAAGAAGUCCGCCACGCUCGGUCGCGUCACGCUCGGGGAGCGGUCCGAGGAGCGCAACACCUACGGCAUGUUCGAGGAGCAGCACAUCGACGGCAUGAUCGCCAGUUGCAUCACCAUGGGCCCCACGAAGAAAGUCCGGAUGCGAAAGCACUGAAGCCGGUCCGCCCACGACAACU
Molecule: messenger RNA, 935 nt
Organism: Ectocarpus sp. CCAP 1310/34
Lineage: Eukaryota; Phaeophyceae; Ectocarpales; Ectocarpaceae
Source: the annotation of a GenBank genome assembly